Molecule: messenger RNA, 894 nt
Organism: Miscanthus lutarioriparius
Lineage: Eukaryota; Viridiplantae; Streptophyta; Magnoliopsida; Poales; Poaceae
Source: the annotation of a GenBank genome assembly
AUGUCGCUCCAAUCCGAGCGUGCCGUCGCCGGGCCAAGCCGUCACAUCGGCGGAUCAUGUGACUCGGUGGGUCGUCUUCGCCCCCUCAAGCGGAAGUCCUCCGGCGACGGCGACGGCGAAGUCGACGUCGAGGCUGCACUCUCUCGCAAAGUUAAGAGCAAGUCGCCGCCGACGUCGCCGUCCAAGCAGACGGCCGUCGGGCUGUACCAACCUGAGGUCCAAGGACAGGUUCCGCUGAAUCUAUCCGUGGCUUCUGAGGUCACCGACAAUGGGGACGCAUCAGAUGCAGAUGCAGAUGCAGAGCUAGGCGUUCAACUGUUCCCUAGUGAACCACCGGGAGUUGCAGGUGCCUUCUGGUGGGACAAUGGGGACGCAUCAGAUGCAGAGUUAGGCGCUAAACUGUUUCCUAAUGAACCACCGAAAGCUGCAAUUGGCAUGUGGAAUCGUUUUGUCACCAACGCAAAGCUUUGCCUCGACGUCUACAACCAGAAAAAUCAGGCAACCUUAUUCAUCUCAGCCAACUUUGUGUACAAGCAUUCACGUGUUAAUGGGUUCUCUUACGUUGGUGAGCAAGAUUUCAGGGACUACUACCACCUAAAUUUUCAUGCUCAAGACAAGAGCGGCCACUCCCAGCUUUUCUUUGGUGAGAUUGAGGCACACACCCAUCCUACGGUGGAGAAUGUCACUUGCUGUUGCGCAGUUUCUCCUUCUGAUGCAGGUGGGAGAGGCAUCCCAACAGUUGAGGAAGCGCUGAAGCAUGAGUACCCAGAUUGGGAAACAGUGGGUAUGGAUUACAAGCGUUGCUACGCAUGUAUUCCAAGAUUUAAACACCCAAAAGGGACGUGCUACGUUGCUGGGCACUUUGCUGAUACCCUACAAUACUACUCGUUCUGA